Molecule: messenger RNA, 1359 nt
Organism: Strongylus vulgaris
Lineage: Eukaryota; Metazoa; Nematoda; Chromadorea; Rhabditida; Strongylidae
Source: the annotation of a GenBank genome assembly
AUGUCGUCACCCCCUGACGAAAUAGCAUCUCAAAGCACAGCGGCAUCAGUCCCCAAGACAAAACCAUUGGUGACGGCUGUUACUGCGAAUUCUUAUGGAUCAGCAGUGUCUACGAGUGUUGAGGAUUCCGCUAAUCAAGAGCGAGGUGACGAGCAAGAGGAGGAAGCUGAAUUAAAAUAUGGAGCUGGUCAUGUAAUCAACCUUUUUGUUCCUGUUUCUUUAUGUAUGGUUAUGGUAGUAUUCACUAUGAAUACUGUUACGUUCUACUCACAGAAUGAUGGACGGCACUUGUUAUACACUCCUUUUGUAAAGGAAACAGAUAGUGCUAGUGAGAAGGUACUAAUGUCUUUGGGGAAUGCUCUUGUCAUGCUUUGUGUCGUGGUAUUCAUGACGGUGAUACUCAUAUUCUUUUACAAAUAUAGAUGUUAUAAGGUCAUCCACGGCUGGCUUAUGGCAAGCAGUUGUCUGUUGUUGUUUCUAUUUUCUACUAUAUACAUACAUAAAUUCACCAAACAAUUUAGAGAAGUGAUGAAGAGUUUCAACAUUUCCUUGUCCGUAUUCACUGUUUCUUUUUGCCUUAUUAACUUUGGAGUAGUUGGAAUGAUGUGCAUACAUUGGAAAGGACCCUUGAGACUACAACAGUUUUAUUUAAUAUCCAUGUCAGCUUUAAUGGCUCUUGUAUUUAUAAAGUAUUUACCUGAGUGGACAGUAUGGUCAGUAUUGGCUGUGAUUUCGAUAUGGGAUCUGAUCGCGGUUCUUGCUCCUAAUAUGCUCACUCCCCCCGUCUUUUCAGCUGGUAUGAUGUAUUCAUUUGUGUUUGCUGGCGCUCUUGAAGGAGAGGAAAAUCAGGCUCAGGUCCAGCCUCCAGCAAACUCCUCGGAGGAAUCGACUCCAUCUACAAGUGGGCUCUUGGUAACUAGUGGCGGACCGACAGUUCGUGUGAAACGUUUUGCUCCACAACGAAGUCAAAAGCUUGAGAAGGCUUCGGGUGAUAUUUCCCAAGAAGCAGCUCGAUCCUUAAAUGAAAUACCGCAAUCAGCACAGAAUGCCAGAAUACAACCGAACUUAGUCAGGAGGGAUCAGGAUGAGAAAGGCGUGAAACUUGGACUUGGUGAUUUCAUCUUCUAUUCUGUUCUGGUCGGCAAAGCGAGUUCGUAUUUUGACUGGAACACAACUGUUGCAUGUUACGUAGCAAUCUUGGUUGGGCUCUGCUUCACUCUAGUCCUCCUAGCCGUCUUUCGUCGAGCGUUACCUGCUUUACCAAUUUCUAUCUUUGCUGGUUUGCUGUUCUAUUUUUGCACCAGAUGGAUUGUAACACCGUAUGUAUCUGAACUUACGAGACGGCAAUGGAUUUAUUAA